Messenger RNA from Amphimedon queenslandica, 901 nucleotides. RefSeq lists its product as uncharacterized. The transcript has 4 exons. Gene Ontology annotation, cellular component: membrane. Lineage: Eukaryota; Metazoa; Porifera; Demospongiae; Haplosclerida; Niphatidae. The record is from RefSeq and is a predicted model, not a curated record. Gene Ontology annotation, biological process: cell communication. Bases 163 to 672 code for a protein of 169 amino acids.
GAAGAAUCAUUACAUAUGUGCAAAAAGGGGCAGGUCAUAGCUGAACAUAGUACUAACAACUUAUUAACUGCUCAUUUCCUUUAUCUAUAAAUAAAGAGAUGGUCAUUUCAUCUCUCACUCAGUGUAGCUGUUAUUUGGAUAUUUUGCUGCUGAUAGAAAAUUAUGUUGCUGUAUUUGAUUGUACUUUUGCAGCUCUUUCAACUCAUUGCUGCAAAUGCAGCUACUUAUACAUUUCAGUCUUCAUCAAUAACAGUCAAUGAGGGAGAGUCAGCAGAAAUUUGUGUUGUGAAGGAUGGUAGUCACAUAUCAGUCCAAAACUUGGUUUAUAUUCAAGUUGAAGAAAUAAGUGCAGUUCGUGGGGUAGACUUCAUUGCCAGUGAUCAGAUAGUUAUAGAUUCUAUGAGUGGUCAACUAACAGCUUGCACUAAUAUAUUUAUACCCUUUAAUGAUGAUAGUGAAACUGAUGAGAGUUUUAGAUUAACAAUUAUCACAUCACCUGUUAAUGUUCAUGCAUAUUAUGUUGGUAUGGCCAACGUUGCCACUGUUACUAUUAAAAAUGUAAUUGCACCUUUGUCAUGUAAAGAGAAGCUGCUGUUGCUAACUUGCAAGACCAUUGAAAUGACUGGAAAAAACCUGCCAAGGCCAUGUAUCCCUGCACUUGGCAAUCCAUGAAGAAGUGUUGCCCUUAUUUCGCAGUGUUUAAUACUUGAAUAUUGCUAGGCGAUUGUCAACUAUUGAGUUGUUAUAAUUAAAUUUUUGUGUGCAAUUACAAAAUUUUUGUUUUGCCUAGGCCAAUUAUCUUAAUCUAUCUAUUUGUAGUUAUUAUUUACACCUACAUGUCUGUUUGUGUCAUAAAGUAUUUAAUUAUUAGUUAUUAAUAAAUUAUUAUUAUUAAGUUUAA